Messenger RNA from Arabidopsis lyrata subsp. lyrata, 2079 nucleotides. Its product is annotated as suppressor of mec-8 and unc-52 protein homolog 1. Bases 508 to 1815 code for a protein of 435 amino acids. Gene Ontology annotation, molecular function: protein binding. Gene Ontology annotation, biological process: mRNA splicing, via spliceosome. NCBI's taxonomy places the organism in Eukaryota, Viridiplantae, Streptophyta, Magnoliopsida, Brassicales, Brassicaceae. Gene Ontology annotation, cellular component: precatalytic spliceosome. The transcript has 8 exons. The record is from RefSeq and is a predicted model, not a curated record.
GUCAAAAGUGAGUUAUGAGGUCAAAAGUUGUAGGUGCUUUACACGUGUUCUGUUUAAUGUCGACCUUAUAUGUUGUAAAUGGGCUUAUUGGGCUCCAAAAUGGGGUACUGAUUUUGCCUCACAGGCUUAAAUAAGAUCGGUUUGUUGCCAAAAAAUAUUAAAAAGUAAUAGCCGUUUGCGUUUUCCCCCUUAGUAUCCCAUUUAUUAAGGCCGAUCGAGAGAAAUUAGGGUUCUAACAUUCUAAAAAAGCUCGGAUCUUGUUUCCAAAAAAGCUCGGAUCUUUGUUUCCAAAAAGCUCGGAUCUUGUUUCAUUUUGUCUCGCACAAUGGAUAAAUCGCAGAAAAAGCCUAACAAAAUCUCAGACUCGAAUAAACCAUAUUACUCGGAGGUAGCGGCUGGUCUUAUGACCAGUCUCAAGGACUGGGAAAGAAUUCCCAAGGCAUAAAAGAGCCGAUACAAGCCCUUAUACGUCCUAAGGGACUGGGACUCGGGUAUGUGGAUGAUGAUAUGCUCGUGCCUCCUCCACCUCCUCAUAUACCUCUUCUUGCACCUGCACCUGAACCAGAAUUGGUGCCUCUUUUACCUGAUAUAGCUUCACCUAAAGUUGUAGCUGAAGCAAAAGGGCCUCCCAACGAUGAUGAGAGAACAGAGAUUAUCCAAGCAGAAGCACGCAAGGCUUGGGAAGAGUUAGUUUCUACUGUGCGAGGUAGAGAGUUUUGGGGACCCGAACCCUUAAAGCAGGAGACGCCCGCUGAAGAUGAUGUUCUUAUCAAUAACCAUACCAUGGUUUGGGGUUCAUAUUGGAAAGAUCACAAAUGGGGGUUUGGUUGUUGUAAAAAUUUCACUAAGGAGAGUUUCUGUCAACCUCCUGAGUGUAACUCUGACUUCCCUGCUUCUACUUUCAGUCAUGAGUUUACCCAUCAAAUACAGAUUGGUGCAAACACACAAAUGAGAAAAAGGAGGAAGAGCAGAGGUGUUAAGAAAGAGCAAGAAACACAGAUUGUUGCCGCCACAGCCUGUGCAAGGUUUUCACCUGACGGAAUGCAUCUUGCUUCUUGUUGCUCGUUUGAUGCUUUCAUAAAGAUUUGGGAUUACUCAACUGGAAUCUUGAAGAUGUCUUUCCAAGACCAAACUGAAGAUGAUCAUCUCCUCUGUAUUGAGUUUAGUCAAGAUUCCAAAAGGCUUGCUUCUGGUUCAAAAAAUGGUAACAUCAAGCUCUACAAUACAAUAACCCGUGAGCUACUAAGCAGCUCAUUGGACCACAAAGCGAGAAUACAUGAUUUGGGCACUUUGGAAAUGACGAAAGAGUUCUCAGGGCAUAGUGAUUCCGUUAAUUGUGCAAUCUACUUCUCAACCGACAGAAUACUCACAGCCUCACAAGAUUGCACAGUAAAAGUGUGGGAUCCAAAAACAACCACGUGUCUAAUGACAAUUGAACCAGCACUUUCUUUGAACAAGAAAAGAGCCCCUGUCAACUCUAUUCAUAUGUUGCCCACAGAGUUAGGAAAAGUCCUUGUUUGCAGCAAGACUUCAUCACUCUCAAUCAUUGACUGCUUUCAAGGAAAGCUUGUGAGGACCUUAACUUCCAAGGUUCAAGGAAGUGCAUUCAUUGCCGCAUGUGUAUCUCAGAAAGGAAACUUCAUAUAUGCAGUUGGUGAAGACGGCAUGGUCUAUUGUUUUGAUUAUAAGACGGGGGAAUUGAAGCAUCGGCUAGAGGUGAAAGGAGUAAGUGUAUCACACCAUCCAUGUAGAAAUUUAAUUGUCACCUGCAGCAAAACAAGCUCCUUAAAGCUUUGGAGUGGGUGGAGGAGGUGAUGAAUGGAUGACACGUGAUGGAGAUUGUUUGUAAAGAGGUGAUGAAUGGAUCGCUGAUGAUAGGGAGAUGAUGUUUUUUUUGUGUGUAUUCUUUUUUCUUGAAAUUCUAGUGGUUAAACGUGUAUAGAACGUGUCAGCCCAUUCUGAUUUUUGUCAAAAACUUUAUUCAUUUCUUUUAAUAAAGUUCUAGGUGUUAAGAAUAAGAUGCAUUUGUAUCUAACAUCUCAAACCUACAAUGAAUCUAUGUAACACUGGGUACACAUA